AUAGGUGACAUGGGGGAUUUCCAAUAAAUUACAGUACGUAUGAUAGAGCUUUCCCUUGUCUCUAUUUAAAUGGUGUUACAGAUGUUUAUAACUGGUGAUAGGAGAUGUGAGGGAAGGUUUUGUGUUUGUAACCCACCUUUAAAAUACCUUAGAAAUGAGCUUGGGGAGUUUCUACAUCCUGACAGGAAGGAAAAACAGGCUUCCUGUUAAUGACAAAUACUGACAUCACAAAUGAAUGUUUCUGCUUUAAGACUUCCUACAGAAACUUGGCGACGGAGCUUUUAAGCCUCCUGAUUUCCUGCCGAAGUAUUUCAAUAUCAGAGGGUGAAAACUGCUUUAUACUGACCCCGUGUUUAUAUUGGGUACGUCCUUGUGAAAGGAAUGAGAAGGCUAAAGAAACCCAAAGGAGGUGCAAAGUGUCUGCUCCAUGCUGUCCUGGUUCCAUCACUUAGCCUUCUGAAACUGGGUGAAGUAGCAAUAAUUGUUUUUGUGGUUCUGAGGUCUCCAUGUAAAACGACUGAAAAUUCAAAGGAAAGCUCCCAGUGCAGCACUUGCCCAGUGACGUCACAACCGACCCCUGUUACAGAAAAUCCAGCUCUGAUCGACCUGUGUGUCACAAAUGAAAGCGUUUGUAAACUAUGCCCUUUGAACUGGAUGGAGUUCAAUGAGAAGUGCUAUUACUUUUCAGACAGCAGGAGCAGCUGGGCAUCAAGCAUGGACAACUGUAAGAACAUGAAGGCUGAUAUCAUUUCAAUGGAGGAUCCUAAAGAAGAAGAAUUUAUUUCUGGACAAGUGAACAUGAAGAGUGGCCACUUUUGGAUUGGUCUAAUCAAGAGGAAUUCUGUUUGGUAUUGGAAGACUGAUGAAAAGUUUAAAACUUCAAUACAAGUACUAAAAGGAUCAAGAGAACAGAACUGCACAACCUUCGGCAAAGAAAUAUCUGCUGAAAGUUGCUCGAACCCCAACAAAUGGAUAUGUGAGAAGAAUGCGUCCAUGUUUUCAACACUCCGUACCGUUUAGGUUCAUGAACUGCUUUGUAUUGGUUUUAAGUUGCUUUAAGAUUUUUUCUAAUAAAUAUAUUUAUAUAUAAUUAAAGUGAGCUUUUUGCCAUAAUUUCGAACAUGGUUUAAGACUUGGCCUGUAAGUAAGUGCAAGUUUCUAAUUUAACAGAUGGAUCACAUUCCACACACCCUUCACCCCUGCAUUCUACUACCUAAAUGUCUACAAGAUUCCCAACUGCAUACAUUUCCCAAAGCUUUGAGG
This is a messenger RNA of Xenopus laevis (African clawed frog), 1263 nucleotides long. RefSeq names its product CD209 antigen-like protein A. The coding region runs from base 382 to 1020 and encodes 212 amino acids. The record is from RefSeq and is a predicted model, not a curated record. The transcript has 6 exons. NCBI's taxonomy places the organism in Eukaryota, Metazoa, Chordata, Amphibia, Anura, Pipidae.